GUGGGUAUGUGGCUAGGCGUCCGUGGAUGGCUCCCGUUUCUCGUGCAGGAGUGUUCUAACCUGCGGUGCCUCAGCUUUGCCAGGACUUGUCGUGGCCGUGGGGGCCCGAUGGCUGAAACGCUCUCGACUGAGGCGGAGGCGGCGAGUGGGUUGAGGGCUCCGGUUCAGCAAAACGGAGACGCGAGUGGCGUCGCGAGGGGUGAACGGCCCCCAGGACUCCCGCAGCCGGCGGCCCAGGGAGUGGAGCUGGCCCCAAGGGAGGGGCCGCAGGCCACAGGGAGCGAGGAGCAGGCCCCGGCUGCACCGCAGGACCUAGGCAAGCGGAAGAAGCGGCGCGGCACAGUCGGGGAGCGAGUGGUGCCGCCUCCGAAGAAGCGCCGGGCAGGAGUGAGCUUCGGAGAUGAGCACUUUGCAGAGACCAGCUACUACUUCGAGGGCGGCCUGCGCAAAGUGCGGCCUUACUACUUUGACUUCCGAACCUACUGCAAAGGCCGGUGGGUGGGCCACAGCUUGCUGCACGUCUUCAGCACCGAGUUCCGAGCCCAGCCUCUGGCCUACUACGAAGCCGCGGUCCGAGCAGGGCGUCUGCACCUCAACGAGGAGCCGGUACAGGACCUCAGCAUUGUGCUCAAGGACAAUGACUUCUUGCGGAACACUGUGCACAGGCAUGAGCCACCAGUCACAGCAGAGCCUGUCCGCCUGCUGGCUGAGAAUGAAGACAUGGUGGUUGUAGACAAGCCUUCUUCCAUUCCUGUCCACCCCUGUGGCCGGUUCCGACACAACACAGUCAUCUUCAUCCUGGGCAAGGAGCACCAACUUAAAGAGCUACACCCACUGCAUCGGCUUGACCGCCUUACCUCAGGGGUCCUCAUGUUUGCCAAGACAGCGGCCGUUUCAGAGAGAAUACACGAGCAGGUUCGGGACCGGCAGCUGGAGAAGGAGUACGUGUGCCGGGUGGAGGGGGAGUUCCCGGCCGAGGAGGUGACCUGCAAGGAACCCAUCUUGGUAGUGUCUUACAAGGUAGGGGUGUGCCGUGUAGAUUCUCGGGGCAAGCCCUGUGAGACAGUGUUUCAGAGACUGAGCUACAAUGGCCACUCCAGUGUGGUGCGGUGUCGGCCACUCACAGGUCGCACCCACCAGAUCCGAGUCCACCUCCAGUUCCUGGGCCACCCCAUCCUAAAUGACCCUAUCUACAACUCAGCAGCCUGGGGACCCUCCCGGGGCCGUGGUGGCCACAUUCCCAAGACAGAUGAGGAAUUGCUGCGGGACCUUGUGGCAGAGCACCAAGCCAAACAGAGCCUGGAUGUGAUAGAUCUCUGUGAAGGUGACCUGUCCUCAGCACUCACAGACUCUACAGCUCCCUCCUCAGAGCUGGGCAAGGACCACCUAGAAGACUUGGUUGCAUCUGCCCAAAAGAUGGAUGGAAUACUUGAGGCAGCCCCUCAGGAUCCGGACAUAGUGGCCCAGCCACCUGGGAAUGCAGCUGAAACAGAUGUUGUGAAUCAAGAGAUAGACCCCCUCUGUGCAGAGUGCCGACUGGUGCGACUGGACCCCUUGCCCCAAGACCUUGUGAUGUUUCUGCAUGCCCUGCGCUAUAAAGGGCCAGGCUUUGAGUACUUUUCACCCAUGCCUACCUGGGCACAGGAUGACUGGCAAGAGAGCUGAGACCUGUGGCCUAUGGAGAAAUUACUUCUUGGGUUGGAAGAGGCCAUGGAGUAAAAACUGACCUCGUGGAGUGGUACUCAAGCUUUCUGUAAGGAGUGAAGUUGGACUCUGGAACUUUUUAUACUUUUUACCUCCUUGAGCUAGAGUUUGAGGACUUUUUGGUUUGUAAAUAUAUCCCUUUUUCUUAUACCCUGUGUGUCUGGUUUUCCUACUUUUUUUUUUUUUAGGUUGAGGUAAAUUCACAUAACAUACAAUUAACCAUAUUAAGGUAUACUGUUUAGUGGCAGUUGGCACAUUCACGGCAUUGUGCUGCCAUUACCUCUUUCCUAAUUCCAAAACAUUUUCAUCACCCAGAAAGAAACCCAUACCCCAUAAACGGUUAUUCUCCAUUUCCCCUUCAUCCCAGCCACCGGUAACUGUUAAUCUACUUUUUGUCUGAAUGGAUUUGUCUAUUCUGAACUUUUCAUAUAAAUGGAGUCAUAUAAUAGAGACCUUUUGUGUCUGUCUGUCUUUUGCUUAGCAUAAUGUUUUCAAGGUUCAUCCAAUUUAUAGCAUACAUCAGUACCUCAGUCCUUUUUAUGGCUGAAUAAUAUUCCAUUGUAUGGGUAUACUAUACUGGCUGUAUUUUUGUGCACAAAUUUUUGUUUGAAUUUGUAUUUUCAGUUCUUUGGUAUGUACCGAAGAGUAGAAUUGCUGAGUUAUAUGGUAAUUCUGUGUUCAACUUUUUGAGGAGUCAUGUAACUUUUCCAUAGUGACAGAGCCAUUUUGAAACCGGGAAAGUUAGCAUUUGUGCUGCCUGUCACUACCAGAACCAGUAAGUAGGGACAAGGAUUGAAUCAAAAACAUGUUAACAUCUCAAGUCCAUCUUUUUAUGGGGAGAAGAAAAGGGUAGGUAAGGGGUUUGAAAAAAGAUUAAUCAGAUAAGAGUUGCAGUUGCUGUGAUGUUCCUAGUAUUUAUCUGCUGAUCAACAAUUCUUUAUCUGUGUCACAGAUGUUCCCUCCCUGGAACACAAUGGUUCAGAUACCGUAGCUUGCAGACCCCCUAGGGCACAAAUGUUGAAUUGCUUGUCCUGUAGUGUAGGUUGUGCAUUCCAGUUCCUGGAAUAACAGCUUUCCACGUGCGUUAAUCACUUAAGCCUGUCAGCUCUACCAGAAGCUAAAAUCUUUUAACUCUUGAGUUCCCCUAUCAAUUUUACAUUCCCAUGGGCAACACUCCAGGUUUACAAUUUCUCCACAUCCUCACGAAGACUUACUUUCUUUUGUUCUGAUUAUAGUUAGCCUAGUGGAAGUGAUAUGUCAUGGUUUUAAUUUGCAUCUCCCUACUGGUUAGUAAUGUUUAGCAUCUUUGCAUGUACUUGUUGGCCAUUUAUAUAUCCUUGGAGAAAUGUUUAUUCAGGUCUUUUACCCAUUUUUGAAUUGGGUUGUUUGCCCUUUUGUUGAGUUAUAAAACCGCCAUGUAUAUUUUGGAUAUAACACCAUUAUCAAAUAAAUAAUUUGCACAUAAUUUCUUCCAUUUUGUAGGUUGUCAGUACAUUCUGUAGAUAGUGUCCUUUAAUUCACAAAAGUUUUAAUUUUUUCUAUCGUGGUAAGAACACUUAAUAUGAGAUCUAGCCCUUAACAAAUUUUUAUAUGUACAAUACAGUAUUGUUAACUGGAAACAGUGUUGUACAGUAGAGCUCUCAAACUUAAUCAUCUUGCAUAAUUGAAACUUUAUACCUGUUGAAUAGUAAUUCCCUAUUUCCCCCUGCUCCCAACCCUUGAUAUCACCAUUUGACUCUGUUUCUAUAUGCUUGAUUUUGUUAGAUACCUGAAAAGAAAAAUCUUGUUUUCCUUUACUCACUACUUAGAGAAUAUUGUAUACUUCAAAUGUGUGGGGUUUGCUCCACACCAAGAAAUAAUCCUAGACCAGCUACAAGGAGUCCUACAAUUUAACUCAAUUCUGACACUAUCUACCUGGAGAGAGGGUCAGAUUCCACAAGUUAAGGGCUUACUCCCACAUUGCCAGUCUCAAGCUCAGGUUGUUACCUGCGCUUCUGACCAAUCAUAAAUCAGAGGUUCCCACAACCCUCUCCUUGGGUUUAAUCAUUUACUAGAAUGGCUCACAGAACUCAGGAAAAUGGUUUACUUGAUAGAUUACUGAUUUAUUACCAAAGGAUAUUAAAGGAUACAAAUCAAUGUCCAGAUAAAGAGAUAUAUUGGGUAAGGUCUGGAAGGGUGUUGAGCACAGGUGUUUCUGACCCCGUAGAUCUCGGAUAUGCCACCCCCUGGGCAUGUGAUGCCUUCUUCACGAACCUGGAAGUUCUCUGAACCUAGGUUGCAUGUCUUUGGAGAAACAUCUAUUCAAAUCCUUGGC
This is a messenger RNA of Pteronotus mesoamericanus, 4018 nucleotides long. It is a transcript of the gene RPUSD2, whose product is annotated as RNA pseudouridine synthase domain containing 2. Gene Ontology annotation, molecular function: pseudouridine synthase activity; RNA binding. The transcript is spliced from 3 exons. The record is from RefSeq and is a predicted model, not a curated record. Gene Ontology annotation, biological process: enzyme-directed rRNA pseudouridine synthesis. The coding region runs from base 7 to 1665 and encodes 552 amino acids. NCBI's taxonomy places the organism in Eukaryota, Metazoa, Chordata, Mammalia, Chiroptera, Mormoopidae.